This is a messenger RNA of Penicillium antarcticum, 1575 nucleotides long. RefSeq names its product cytochrome P450. Bases 1 to 1575 code for a protein of 524 amino acids. Gene Ontology annotation, molecular function: heme binding; oxidoreductase activity, acting on paired donors, with incorporation or reduction of molecular oxygen; iron ion binding. Lineage: Eukaryota; Fungi; Ascomycota; Eurotiomycetes; Eurotiales; Aspergillaceae. The transcript has 3 exons. The record is from RefSeq and is a predicted model, not a curated record.
AUGCUCGUUGAAUCAUUGCUGGACUGUAUGUCCCUACAAAGGGUGUUGGGAGGGAUAGCUGGUCUUCUGGCCCUAGCUACACUCGCCUACUCUUUGUACAACCGCUUCAUCCACCCUCUCCGCCGCAUUGACGGCCCCGUACUCGCAUCCAUAACACCCUGGGUCCAACUUUACCAUGGCCUCAAGGGUGACCGCCAUCUAUGGCUUCACGAUCUCCACCAGCAAUACGGGACACACGUACGCGUCGCACCAAACUUUGUCUCCGUAAACUCAGACCGUGGAUUACACGACAUCUAUGGACACGGCAAGCGGCUACAGAAGGCAGAUUUCUAUAAUGCAUUCCCAGCCAUCAAGGGGGUGUAUAACACCCACAAUGCAAUCGACAAGACCAUGCACGGCCGCAAGAGACGAGUUCUCAGCCAGGCAUUCUCGGACAAUGCACUCAAGGGCAUGGAGGAUGUGAUGCUUCUCCACGUGCGUCAGCUUUGCUCAGUUCUUGCCGGCUAUGAUGGGAAUUUCGAGACACAUGACCAGAAGGGUAACGUGAAGAAUAUGGGAAAUUGGUUCAGCUAUCUCUCGUACGAUGUUAUGGGCGAGCUCUGCUUCGGUAAGAGUUUCGAUAUGCUUGUCUCUGAUUCUCAGAGACACAAGGUUGGACUAGUGGAUCGCGCUGCGAACAGACAUUACGUGUGUGGACUAUGGAUGCCUCUCGACACAUGGGGUCUGGAUCAAAUCUUCAUCCGCAAAUUGACACGCGACCGAUGGAACUUCAUCAUGAACUCGCGCGUUGAAGCCAACGAGAGGGCGAAAGAACGCACCCAGAUUGGACACGAUGCCAAAAAGGACUUCUUCUACUACCUGUUGAACGCGAAAGACCCAGAAACCGGCAAUGGACUCACCACGCCUGAGCUAUGGGGAGAAUCCAACGUGCUCAUGAUCGCAGGAAGUGACACAACCUCCACCACUUUGGCAGCCACUCUCUUCUACCUCGUCCGACGACCAGACGCACUGGCCAAGUUGACCGCCGAAGUGCGCAGCGCCUUCUGCGAAGUCGAAGAGAUCAUCACCAGCAGCCGGCUCAACGAGUUGAUCUAUCUCAAGGCCUGUAUUGAUGAAGCACUCCGUCUCGCACCAGCGGUCCCAGGCGCAAUCCCCCGCGAGGUGAUGGAAGGUGGAGCCGUCGUCGACGGCGUUUUCCUGCCAGCCGGUACAGACUGCGGAACACCGACAUAUUCCAUCCACCGACAGGAAAGAUACUACCGUGAAGCAGGAACUUACCUCCCCGAGCGCUGGAUUGAAGGCGAAACAUGUACUAGCGGUGGGUUAACUUGGCAGACGACCAAGGAAGGUAUUGAGACUGCUCGCCACGCGUUCUGUCCGUUUAGUAUUGGACCCCGCGGGUGUAUCGGCAAGAGCAUGGCAUUUAUGGAGAUGCGGUUGACAUUGGCGCGCUUGGUUUUCCUCUUUGAUAUGUCGUUGGCUGAUCGCCAGGGCGAGGUUGAUGGGCAUUUGGCGCUGACGGAUCAUUUCACCAGCGCCAAGAAUGGGCCCAAUGUAGUUUUCCGACGAAAGUAA